Varroa destructor (honeybee mite) is the source of this 2614-nucleotide messenger RNA. It is a transcript of the gene PNKP, whose product is annotated as Polynucleotide kinase 3'-phosphatase. Gene Ontology annotation, biological process: DNA repair. Lineage: Eukaryota; Metazoa; Arthropoda; Arachnida; Mesostigmata; Varroidae. Gene Ontology annotation, molecular function: double-stranded DNA binding; ATP-dependent polydeoxyribonucleotide 5'-hydroxyl-kinase activity; polynucleotide 3'-phosphatase activity. The record is from RefSeq and is a predicted model, not a curated record.
GAGUUUAAAUUUUGGCGCCAAGACUCGACCAGCUGAUGGAAAUCAUCGGCAGACUGAAACACCUAAGCCAUUCCUCUAAAUUUGUAAGAACUCGUGUGUGUAUCAGUUCGUAUUGCGAAAUUGCCAUGAUUCGGACCUACCACAAAUGUGUUCUCAUCGGACCGGAGAAGAUUGGGCUUCAGGAUGGCGAAGAAGUCACUCUUAAAGGAAAGGCCGGCAGCGAGCAGGUUCGGAUAAGUCCCGAUUUCUCUACCGGUUAUAUUAGAGUUCUUCAGUUAGUGGACUCACAGAAGACUGUCAUACCUGAGCGGUCUGUGCUUUUGAAGACUAGGUUUGACUCCUGCUUAGUAAAACAUCGAGAACGAAUUCGACUGGCAAAGGAUAUCUAUUACGAAGUUUCUUUCCCACCGUGUGAUAGAGAACUUGAAACUUCAUCUUCGAUCGGUGGCCAAAAGCGCAAAGUAACAAAGGUAGAGCUGACAAAGGCAGAAUCGCUAGCGAAAAAACCAAAGGUGGCCACCACUGAACAGAAAUCUCUCCUUGCUAAAACAGAUAAUGGCUCGGAGUCGACCAAUUCGGAAUCAUCGUUAGAGACAACACUAGCUGGCUCGUGGGAGGAUAUUUCGGACUUAAAAGUUCUCGUCUUCCAACCACUGAAGAGAAUUCGCUCUACAAAGUGCGCUUGCUUCGAUAUGGAUGGCACUUUGAUUACUACAAAAAGCGGAAAGCAGUUCCCUGAAGAUAUGCGAGAUUGGCGACUUUUAUACCCAGAAUCUAUUUUAACAAAAAUAAAAAAACUCAACGAUGAAGGAUACCGAUUGGUGAUCUUUUCGAACCAAGGGGGUCUAGCCACUGGUAAAGAAAGCAAAACCAAUCUCCAGCGGAAGUUCAUGCAAAUCAUGAAGAAGAUAGACGUGGCUAUGACAAUGUACCUUACGUAUGGUCGCGGCAUCUACAGAAAACCUUGUGAUGGGCUUUGGUCUCUCCUGGAAAGCGAUAACGGUCCUUUGGAUAAACGUGCGUCCUUCUAUGUGGGCGAUGCUGCCGGUCGUCCUAAAGACUGGCAGCCCAAGGCCAGGAAAGACCACUCAAAAGUGGAUCGCCUUUUUGCACUAAACUACGGUGUACCAUUUUUCACCCCGGAAGAAUUCUUCCUUAAACAUCCGGUAGUAAAGUUCGACAUGCCCGAAUUCGACCCCAAAUCGCUUUUCAAUAAUCGCGUGUACGGAACGGUUAUCGAACCCGCUUCCGAUAAAGGUACAGAAUUUGUAUCGAUCCACAACAUGGCCGCCGAUCAUUCCGAGGUUGUCUUGUUUGUCGGAUACCCCGCCUCAGGCAAGAGUACAUUAGCCAAGCGCCUGGUUGAAGAGGAAAGUUACGUCCACAUUUGCCAAGAUAUGCUAGGCAGCCUAGAUCGCUGCGUCAAGGCUGUUAGGGAAGCCCUAAAAAACAAGCGAAAAGUGAUCGUUGACAAUACCAAUGUGGGAAAGGAACAACGUAAAAGGUACGUCGAUCUGGCUAAGGAAGCAGGUGUACCAUGCCGUUGCUUCUGGUUUAACUGCUCCAUAAAUCAGGUUCGUCACAACAACAAAUUUCGUCUGCUAACGGGAACCGAUGCACAGCACAAGGACGUCAACGACAUAACAUUAUUUUCACUUAGAAAAAAGUUCGAAGAGCCGGAGGCAAAUGAAGGUUUUAACCAAAUCGUUGUAAUGAAGAUGGUGCCACAUUUUAAAGUCCAACACCAUCAACAACUAUAUUUUAUGUAUCUUCUCGAAGAUUAAAGGAUCGUAAAUUUUUUUGAGUAGCGAUAAAAGAAAAUUGAUGUUUUCAAUUUUUCACUAUGUGUAGUGCAGCUUUAGAGGCACCUAAUGUGUAUUUGCUAUAUAUAUAUAUAUAUAUAUAUAUAGUUUGUGUAUAUGCGUUUCUGUUGCGGUAAUUGGAAUAAUGAUUGUAUUGGUCUUCGGACUGACAUAUGUACAUAUAUGAUAUGUUCAAAAAAGUACCCAGCCCUAUGAGAAAAGAAUCAAAGUUUCAAAGAUAGCCUUUCAUACCUCAUAAUUGAUGUUCGUUCCAUUUGUAUAAACACAUCUCCUAGAUAGUGAUGUUGAUUUCGAACUUCGAUCGCAACCGCAUGCACCAAACAAGACUUCAAGCUAAAUAUUCUCUUAUCAUUUGCAAUCCUUUUCGUUUUUUCGUUGCUUCUAGUUGCUAACUAAGAAUGUAUUUUUUGAGUAAGGAAUAAAAAUGUAUGCAUAAUGUUGCUUUUAAAACUUAGAACUGUGCAACUCCCUGAACACCUUGAAUAUUGCAUAUAAUGUAUCCAUUGCUACACCAAUACAUUGUGUUUACCUAUGUCUAAGAUUGAGAUAUCUUUACAUCCAAGCCAUUCGCCGUGUGGUCAUUCAGUAGUAAAUAGACUUUGUUAUAUGUGAGGGGUAGGGAGGGGGGAGUCAAGAGAUUUACCAGUAGACAACAAUAUAUGUACAACUAUGGCCUUCCAUCGUACGUUAAUACGCUUAUGUAAACUCUAAUAAAAUUCAUUUAGCCAAUUAAAAUAUCGCUAAUAUUAACAUCGCAUUAAUCCGUUUGUCUUAUUAACUAGUGAUUUAAA